Anopheles arabiensis is the source of this 4332-nucleotide messenger RNA. RefSeq names its product S-adenosylmethionine synthase (gene Sam-S). Lineage: Eukaryota; Metazoa; Arthropoda; Insecta; Diptera; Culicidae. The transcript has 6 exons. The record is from RefSeq and is a predicted model, not a curated record. Gene Ontology annotation, cellular component: cytosol. The coding region runs from base 391 to 1605 and encodes 404 amino acids. Gene Ontology annotation, molecular function: ATP binding; methionine adenosyltransferase activity. Gene Ontology annotation, biological process: S-adenosylmethionine biosynthetic process.
ACGGUUCGCUUCGACUAAAACUGCCCCCUGUCGUUCUCUUUUCCACAAACAUUCGCGGCGCUAGGACGGGUUUCACGCGGGCUGCGGGUUUUAUUUUUUGCAUCAUCCUUUGCAAAAGUGUCGAAACAGUAAAAGCAGUAGCAGCAGCAUCCCGCGAAAAGGUCAGCCAGAGAGAGAGAGAAGCAGCAGUAGCUCCCUUCUCCUUGCCCGUGUCUGUGUGCGUGAGUGAAAAAAGGCCAAAAAGGAGUAGCAGCAGCAGCAGUAGUGAAAACCCUUUUUGGUUAACAAAAGUGUAAAGUUUGUUGUGCGGUGCGGUGUUCUCCCGAUCUGCAAAAAGUGCAAAAGGGCGUGUUUGUGUGUGUGUUAAAAGCCUAACAAAAAGAAGUUAAAAUGCCGCAAACAAACGGAUUCGCUGCCAGCAACUCCAACGGCCACAGCGGGUACGAGAUGGAGGACGGCUGCUCCUUCCUCUUCACAUCCGAGUCGGUCGGCGAGGGCCAUCCGGACAAGAUGUGCGACCAGAUUAGUGACGCCAUCCUGGACGCUCACCUGCAGCAGGACCCGAACGCAAAGGUGGCAUGCGAAACGAUCUCCAAAACCGGCAUGAUUCUCCUGUGCGGAGAGAUCACCUCCAAGGCAGUCAUCGAUUACCAGCGCGUUGUGCGCGAAACGGUAAAGCACAUUGGCUACGAUGAUUCCUCCAAAGGAUUCGAUCACCGUACGCUGAAUCUGCUGGUAGCGAUCGAGCAGCAGUCGGAGAACAUUGCCCAAGGAGUACACAUCGAUCGCGACGAUGACAGCGUCGGUGCGGGCGAUCAGGGUUUGAUGUUCGGUUACGCCACCGAUGAGACGGAGGAGUGCAUGCCGCUGACGGUCGUGCUCGCCCACCGGCUGAACGAGAAGAUUGCGGAGCUGCGCCGCAGCGGCGACUUCUGGUGGGCCCGCCCGGACUCGAAGACCCAGGUCACGGCCGAGUACGUGUUCGAGUCGGGCGCGUGCAUCCCGCAGCGCGUGCACACGGUCGUCGUGUCGCUGCAGCACUCGGACAAGAUUACGCUCGAGGAGCUGCGCAAGGAAAUCAUGGACAAGGUGAUCAAGGACGUGAUCCCGGCCAAGUACUUCGACGCGAACACGAUCGUGCACAUCAACCCGUGCGGGCUGUUCAUCAUCGGUGGGCCGCAGGGCGACGCCGGGCUGACCGGGCGCAAAAUCAUCGUCGACACGUACGGCGGCUGGGGUGCGCACGGUGGCGGCGCGUUCUCGGGCAAGGACUUUACGAAGGUGGACCGGUCGGCGGCGUACGCCGCCCGCUGGGUCGCCAAAUCGCUCGUGAAGGCGGGCAUCUGCCGCCGGUGCCUGGUGCAGGUGGCGUACGCCAUCGGGCUGGCCGAGCCGCUGUCCAUCACAGUAUUCCACUACGGCACGUCGAAGUACAACCAGCAGGAGCUGCUGAAGAUCGUCUCGGACAACUUCGAUCUGCGCCCGGGCAAGAUCGUGAAGGAUCUGAACCUGCGCACGCCGUUCUACCAGCGCACCAGCACGUACGGCCACUUUGGCCGCCCGGGCUUCCCGUGGGAGGAGCCGAAGGAGCUGGUGAUUGAAUGAUGCCGGCCGGCGGCCGAUGCUGCGGUCGAGCCGCCGGCGCCGGUCGCUGGCGAGGGAGAGCGUGCCACGUACCGUCCGGCGGGCGGUAGUGCUGACGGUGCGGCGACCGGUGCCGGGGCGGCGGCUUCUGGAGCGGAAGCGAGCGCUUGCAAGAAAGCGAAACUAGAUAUUUAAGUGUCUUCAGUGUGGACGUAAUAGCUCGUUUAUUUUUUGCAACCAAUUUUUUUUCGUCACUUAAUGAUGCACACACAAAUGCAUACUCCAAGCCGUGUGUCGUAGCAGGGGACCGUCUUUUCUGCUGAAGCCCGUCUUUAGCUGUCGCAUACAGGUGUGUGUACUUCGGUGUUUGUAACGGCUACAUCUCUCUAUCUCCUUCCAUUGUGUUAUCUUCGGCUAACCCGUUUUGGACACUUAAUACCAUGGCAUAAAGCAAAAUGACGAAGAUAGUGACGUAGAUAUCCUAUCGUAUAAACAGAACAAAAAAACAACUACAAGCCAUAACAGAAACACACAGAGCAUUUCAACACAAAAAUGAUGGGAAUGCAAUUGCCAACAAUAGCAAUGGAGCGCAAAAAGUAAUCGCGUUUAUGAAAAGACGAAGACAAUUUACUAUGUAAGAGCCAAGCGAGCGCGCGCGCAGUGUUUGAAAAGUGCUAGAAUUGUAAGGAUUGAAACAACAACAAAAAAAAACGUUAAAUUUAUGGGAGUAUGUUUCCCCACGUUCGGCGUCGUCCCCGCACUACUCGAGCGGAGCUAGACCAUUCGGUAGGCCACAGUAGGACCAACAAAAAAAAACGAGAUCAAAGUGCGCACGCACACCCACAUUACGCGGGUUUGCGCAGUGUACUGCCUGCUGCAAAACUUGCUGUGCGAUGGGAGGGGAAGAUUGGUGCCACCACGGGAGCCACUGCUUGUGAGAGUGUGCUCUCUCGUGUGUGCCGCAUGGUUAUCGACAUUUCGACGCAGGGCUUUCGAAUAUUAGAUUAAAGGAAGGGCACCACCGUCGUUGCAGCAAAAUGUUGCUACCCAUGAAGCACGAAGAUGAUGCGCCUGUAAACCGCAUUUAAUUUGGACUCUAGUUAUCGCUAUCGAAGAAGCAGGUGUAGUCGUAUUGCAAGUGCAGAAGUGGAGCUAGUAGUUCCAGCGUGUAUAGGAUUCUUCCAGGCUACUAGAUGUAGGCAGCUAUAGGUGAAACUUUCCUGAUCGGCGCGUUCUCAUCCCCGCAUAACUUUCCUAUCGUGAAAACGGUUUUUACGUUCCUUUUCACUAAAUGAUGAGUGAGCAUUUACACAAAAGCAGGAAGGCAGUUCAGGACGAAGCUAGGGCGAAAAUGGCGUUAAUGGAAUCCAAACGGUGCUGUUGUGGAUGCCGGGAGGGCCUAGCCUUCCCGGGAAUCCCUCCAAAUCUAGGACACGAGAGAGAGAGAGCAGGAGAAGUUAGGAGAAUGACAAUUUUACAUACUUGAUGAACACACCGGCAUCAAAAUUUGGUUUUGCUUGCCAGGAAUGGAUCAUACUGCCAAUUGAAGACAGAGUUCAGAGGUCAAGAAGACGUGUGUUCGCUCAGACACACACUUUUGCACAAAUAUGUUCAUGCUGCCCUCUUCUUCUCCCCCUAAUUUUUUAGUUGUUUUGGCAUUGAGAGAGAACAAACCAGGACAAAGCAGUGCAAUACCUAAAUACCGCCUUUGUUUUGUGGUUUUAGGAUUUAAAAUCCAUAAAUUUAAAUUCUAAGAGUACGAAAUUGUGUCGCACACACACCGAUACACACCGGUAAUUGGCAUUAUUAAUUGCACUGAAAACCCGAUAUUGUAGAGCAGUCGGCGCACACCCAACAGGUGAGGGGUAGCUUUAGAGUAGGUUUUGGUAGGACGUUUGGCCAAGCAGGACAAAAAAAAAGUAAGAGACAAACCCCCCCAACAAUGCGGGUUUCAGAAAACAUUUUUUGGAACAUUUUGUCAUCGUUGUUCAACCAAACCUCUUAGGAAAAGUCCAAAGGAAAUGCGGUUUUAUCUUACCCUCCCUUACCAGCACACGUUUUGUGUUGUGUUUACGAAAAGGAUUUUAUUUGUGGAAAAGAGCUUUUUCGAAAAUACUCCGGUCCGCCGAAUUGGUCGAAGGGUGCAUUCUCGGUACGACAAAAAAAUGGAGCAAAAUUGUGAAAUGAAACAGAAAAAAAGGAAACAAAAAAAAGAAACUAGAUUUAUGUACUAAGCAGCGCACAGAUCGCGCAAGCAGAGGGAGAGAGAGGAAUCUGUUGUGCUUUCUAACAAUGAUACAAUUAAACAAACAAUGAAAACAUACACACAUAACAUAGAUGCCAUACACACAGCAGUGGCGGUGGAAGAAGAAUCGAAGCAAAAGAUCAGUAAAUUAUGGUACAAAAAGUGUAAAGAAUCGGUUCCACGCCACGGGAUGCUGACAAUCGUACAGCGGUACGACCGUCGUAAAGAUCGAUCGUACAGCGGUACCACAAGCGCUUGUUAACAACACGCUCUUAGGUUUUGCACAUAGAAACACACACAUUUUAUAAUUUUAAAAAGAUGAAACUCCUGCAAAGCACACACAAAAGUAUAGAAAACAACAGAAACCGAAAAAAGAAAGAACGAAAGGAAAAGAAAGGAUUAAAAAAGCGAGAAAGAAAAGCUAGUACCGAGACACGCUCCGUGACAGAGUGCGGGCGAGCACAACACCCUAAGCUAAUAAAACAAACAAACAAACAAAAAAA